AUGCCAGUAGAGUACGAGGUGACCAUGCUUGAAGCCAGAAAUUUCCAGGAUGAGCCCAUCAUACCGCCAGCCGUUUCUUCGACGCUCCCAGGCGCAUGCGAUGUUGUCUCCGCAAUAUGGUAUAAGCUGGUGUACCCCCACAAGAGGAGAGCCUCAGUUUUAUCCUGUUGUGACGGGCCGGCCAAUGAUCGAUCUGGGAUUGCUGGCGUCGCGAACAUCAAGCAACGACAGCAGGAAAACACUGGCGCCAUCGAUCGGCUGGUAGCAGCCAUGGACCUGCGUCCCCUCGAGCAGACGGACGCCGCCGUGCGCGCUUUCAUCUCCAGUCGACAACAGGCCGAAGCCGAGGAUAUCGUGGUGGCGUUGCGUAGGAACCCAGAGCGCUUCCCGACAACAUCGUUACAGCAGGCUGGCAUCGCCAUCAUCUUCAUUCUCCCGACCAUAGCGCUCCUGGUCGUAUGCAUGAGGAUAUACGGACGGCGGAAGAUGAAGCAGCUCGGCUGGGACGACGGUCUGAUAGUCCUCGCAAUGGCUUUCUCCGUGGCAGAAACUGUCGCUGGGUAUUUUGGUUUACGAACGACCUUCCUCGGGAUCCACGUUCAAGACAUCCCCCUAACCGCCGACCGCAGCCUCGGGAUGAAGUGGAACUUCAUCGGCCAGAUCCUCUACAACCCGAUCCUGGCCAUCGUCAAGAGCUCCAUCCUCGUCUUCAUGGUGCGGCUGGGCGGCCACAAGCCCGAGCUCUGGUACACGAUCCUAGCCCUCAACGUCUUCAACAUCGCGCUGGCCGUCUCCAUCUUCACCACCGUCGUCUUCCAGUGCCGGCCCGUGUCCUUCUUCUGGCGGCGCAUGCGCGAUCCCACCCUGCAGGGCACGUGUAUCGACACCGCCACCUUCUACGUCGCGACCGCGUCCUUGACGAUCUUCACCGACGUCCUGGUCCUGGCCUUGCCGUUCUGGAUCUUUCUCGGCCUCAAGAUGCCGCUGAGGGUGAGGAUCACGCUGGUCGGCGUCUUCCUCUUAGGAGCAAUGUUUGUAGUUCUGCUGCUAUAUAUCCCAGACGUCAGUCGCGGCCUAACAUGCAGUAGCGUCACAGUCUUCGGUGUCUUGCGAUUAGUCUGGUUGAUAUCCAUCAGCUUUUCGACCCCUACAGGUGAUUUCAGCUACGAUAUCCGCUUCUGCUACAGUGCAGUAGAAACCAACCUAGCAAUCAUCACCGCCUCCGCGCCCGCCCUGCGCCCCCUCCUCAAGACGCGCAGCUACGCCCCCAGAGACAGGGGGGAGACGCGGUCUGCCACGGCCAAGAGCCACUUCGGGACCUCCUCUUUCGCAAUGGGGGACCUGAAGAGGGGAAAUGUCGAGAUUUGCGGGGUGAGCCCAUCGGGGAGCGAGGAGGAGAUUAUGACGUGUAAUGGGAUUGUGAAGACCACAGAGGUGGAUGUCCAGUACGGAGACAGCAGAUCUACAGUCGGGGGUGAUUUGGAGGACGCGAGAGCGAAGCACAGGUUCGAUUACUACUGA
Molecule: messenger RNA, 1521 nt
Organism: Drepanopeziza brunnea f. sp. 'multigermtubi' MB_m1
Lineage: Eukaryota; Fungi; Ascomycota; Leotiomycetes; Helotiales; Drepanopezizaceae
Source: RefSeq, a predicted model, not a curated record